This is a messenger RNA of Astrephomene gubernaculifera, 6395 nucleotides long. Lineage: Eukaryota; Viridiplantae; Chlorophyta; Chlorophyceae; Chlamydomonadales; Astrephomenaceae. The record is from the annotation of a GenBank genome assembly.
AGCAUACAUGCUGGAGACACAGUUUAGUUGUUAGUCGCGUGACAGCUUCCUUUUAGACAGGGAAACGUAUUAAUAUCACACGCCUUUCGAACGCUGACCGAAAGUGAACGCACCAAUGGGUAGUCCUCUUUCGUUGACGUGCUUGGCGUGAGGAUCACUGUUACAGUGUGGAAAAUGAAUAUACAACAAAGAACGUCCUUUGCCCGACGGCGUCGAGGCCUUGGAGCGCUGCCCAGCGGACCCGUCGCCUUGAAGCUCCUGGUUGUCUGCCUUGCGACUGUUGGAGUUAGCUUAUGGGGAGUUUGGACUAUGGGCCCUUAUUUGUUUGGCCGACAACGGUCCAUGCCUUCCGUAGCAGCGGAAUACUCGCAGCAGGAGGAGCCCUUAAUGGUGGGCUUGCAGACACAGACACGGGGCCUUCUAAAUCUGGAUGCUGGCGACGGGACAAAGUACCUCAUGGUGCAAUGCCAUCGCGGCCAGUUCUCCAACAGGCUUUCGUGCCUACAGAGGGGCGUGCUUCUGGCCAGGGCACUGCAACGUGUUUUGGUUCUGCCCAUUUUCACAGACGCGGCUCCUGCAGUUGACGUUUCCAAAUAUGUCAGCUUGGAGUGCUUCAGGCGGAACUCCCAGGCCGUGACCUUUCGUGAGUUCCGAGAGCGCUUAUGCCACGGUGUGGGACUGGAGGUGCCCUCCCUGGAUGCUUACAGCUUCAUCCCGCGCAACGCCUCGCUGGACAGCAGCAGCAGCAGCAGCGACAGUGACAGCAGCACGCUUGGAGACAGCAGCAGCACACGCGACAGCAACGGUGAUGCUGGCGGCGGCAGCGGCUUGGUUUAUGCAAGUGGCGGCGACGGCAACGGUAGCAGGAGUGAUGGCGGCGGUACGGCACGCAGCAGCAAGCGCGGCGGCUCCUUCUGCGAGGAUGGCGCCAUGCUGCAGCUGGAGAGCGGCUACAGCCUUGCAGACUACCGCGGCUACACCUGCUGGGCCCGCCGCGAGGACAUCACCAACGCGCGCGACCUGGGUGUGGAGAUCAAGCGCUGCACGCACGUCCCGCCCGCCGACACCUCCUCCUCCGCCACCCGCUACAACCUGGACGACAUCCUGGCGCACUUUGCGCACCGCCCCGAGAAGGUGCUGCUGUUCCUGGACCUCUUCGGCGUGGACCUCAUCAACUCGGUGGACGAGCUGGCGCGCACGGUUUCGGAGCCGGGGCAGAUGUGCGGCUGGAUGCCCACCGAGCGAGCAGCGGCGGCAGCGGAUGCGGUGAUGCAGUUCCUGGUUCCCCCGCCGGUGGGGGCUGCUGCGGGCGGUUCAGCAGCUGCGGCGGCGGAGGGCGUGGCGGUGGCGUUGAUGGGUUUCGGAUCUGCUGCUGCCUCGGCAGCUGCUGUGUCGAGCGUGAAUGGCAUGUACGGCAUCGGCAACACGGCGACGGUGGGAGCGGAGGCAGCAAGCGGGCGCCGCAACGUCCUCCUCUCCUCCUCCUCCUCCGGCUCCUCCGCCUUGUCUGCGUCCGCACAGCAAUCAGGUGCCGACCUCGUCGCCUCCUCCUCCUUGUCUUCAUCCGAGCAGUCCUCUGCAGAAGACCACCCGCCGCCGCUACGUCUGCGUGGGGCAAGGAGCUACGUUGCCGUACACCUGCGUCGCUCCGACUGGUUCUACUACUGCGCUGGCUCGCGGCGCUGCUUCUACAGCAUGACCGAAGCCGGCGCCUGGCUGAACGCCACGCUCGCCGCUCGCGGCAUGGACACGUUGUACGUCUCCACCAAUGCGGACGCGCGCGAAAAGGAGAUGCUGCGGCGUGCGGUGUCGGGCAAUGUGCUGUACUGGGAGGACGUGUUGGUGCAGCUGCGGCGCUGGCAGAAGGAAGCGGCGGCAGCGGCGGGUACUUCGCUCGACUCUUCUACCGCCACGUCGGCAUCCUCCGCGGCAGUCGCCGCCGCUUACUUGGCUGCUGGGGGUGCGCCUCCUGGCUGGCUGGCGUCGCUGCCCCUGGAUGAUGACCUGAUGGUCCAGAUGGUGGAGAAGGCCAUCUGCAUGCAGGCCAAGGACUUUGUGUCCUCCAAGAGCUCCACAUUUAGCAACCAGAUCCGCAGCUUCCGAAACAGCGGUCUGGAGUACAUGGAGCUGGAGGCGCUGGUGCGGAAGUUUGGUGCCGCUGCGUUGCCGCCGGCUGCGACAGAGGCCGCAGCGGGCGGGGCGGUGGUGGUUGCGCCGCCGCCGCUGUCGCCGCCGCCGACGGCGGCGUCGCCGCCUUACGAGCCCGCUACCUUCCUUUGCGACGCCGCGGCACCGUCAUACCCUGACCUUCACCGCCUUCCUGACUUUCAAAACCCAAACCUCUUCCUCGAGCAGGCGCGUGGGUUCUUUGCUCAAUUGAAGCAAAAGCUGCUCGACUCCUGGCGGCGCCGGGGGCAUGGGGACAGCGACAGCACCACCACAACCCCUGCUUCCCUGUCUCCUUGCGAGCAGCCCAGCCUUUCCAAGCUGCUGCAGGCGCCUUGGCGCGUGCUGCAGCGCUUCGUGCUGGUCAUCGAGGACAUGCAUGCCAUGGCCGCCGCCAACCGCUUUGUGGAGAUGUACACGGGCGGUGCGGUGGUGGGGCUGCUGCUGGAGGGGCGGCAGCGGGCCUCCCCCGCGGCGGUGGCGGAGUGUGUGUCGGCUGCUGCGGCGGCUGCGGGCGCCCAGGCGCUGCAUGUGGCGCUGGUGGGGGUGCCGGCGGACCAGCAGGUGCUGCUGAUGCAGGCGCUGGAGGCGCGGCGGGAGCAGCUGUGGCAGGUCACGAGGAUGGGCGGGGCGCAGCAGGAGCGCGGCAGCACCUUUACUCUGCUGUGGCGCGGGGACGGGCUGGGUCGCCGCGCCGAGCCCGCCCUGCUGGAGGAGCUGCCCACCUUCCUGGAGCGCACCGACCUCUACGUGCUGGCCAAGAUGCGGGUGCUGCUGGGGGACCCGGCGGGCACGGUGUUUCGGCAGGUGCAGGCCACUCGGGAGCUGUUUGGGUUUACCGACCCACGGGACGGUGCGUGCGCUCCAGAGCAGUUGCGGGGGGUGGCGGUGGCGUGAGCGAGCGGGGUUUGGUUGCUGUUGUUUUGUGGAUGAUGUGGGUGGUUUGGAGUACUCGCUCGUGGCAGUGUUUGAUACGAUGUGUAUUGUCGUGGUCCUAUCGGAAGGGGCGGUUGGGAUUCGUCGUGGUUUGGGCUCUCGUACAAUCAUGGGGAAUAUGUUGCUGGCGCGUGUUAUUGGCUUAUCUGUAUUGAAGGGAUGAGGUUGACCUAAGCGGUAUUGCGGACCACGACUUGCAAGUUGGGCAAGUUGGGCAAGCGCGGAGGGAUGGGAGGUGUAGGCGCGGGAAGGAGGACGGAUCGUAACUCGUAAGGGUUUGCCGCGAGCCCUUAUUUCCUAGCUGUGAGCGUGCAAUACACUAGCUGAUUGGAGCUUCACUUGUAGCUGUGAGUGCUAAGUCGCAUGCAUAAAGGGUGGACGGAUAGGGGACCGUAGGGAACCGCGUUUGUGCCAUGGGGCGUUCGCCUCGUCCUGCGUGCUUUUGUUGCAUCGAUGUGCGCGGUCAAACCAUGCAAAGCCGCUGGUCAACGCCCUUUGUGCAUGUUGCAGCGAGCGAUUUCGCUCUUACGAGGAGGUGGGGGAAGGGCGGGGCCGGCUCGGCCCAACGUUCGGGGCUGCAGGGUGGAAUGAAUCCAUGCAGCCCCCUAACCCUUUCUUCGGUCGAGGCGAAUAGGCAUGUGCCGAUCCCACUUGCUCUCGGGGCAUAUGUCAUCAUUACCGGGGCGCUUUAUAUUUUUUGCCGUGGGUGGGCUGCUCACUCGAAUCUCAUUGGCUCAUUGAGCGAAUCGGGUCGGUCGGUUGGUAGUUGUGUUCGUCAUCCUCUUCCACGUGUCGAGGCGAGCAUGUGCAUUGCCCGUACUUACUAUUUACCCUCGUUGCCAGGAAGGGCCGAGGCGGCGCGUGGGGUUCGCCCGUCUGAGGCUCGUCUCCUUGUUUCGAUGGCGGUAUUUGAGUUUAUUGGGGUCUUCAUUGUCGCGCCCGCGUGCCAUGUGUAAUGGUGUUUGUUGUUGUUAUUGUGAAAUCACGUUUUGUGAAUUGUGUCGUAACUUAAGUAGCUUAUAACCCGUAAGGCCCUCUCCGUAGCGCCUUAAUUGUUCAAGGGUACUUAACUGUUCAUGGGUAGUUCUUUGCUGUAUCUUUCGCUGUGUUGUUUUGUGAAGUGUUUUUUUCAAAACUGUGUGUAUCAGGAAUAGGUGCACGCGGUAACCUUAUUAACAGUGUUUUGCUGGUAGCGUGUUGAGUGCAACUAUGGGUGUGUCUUCGGUGUUCUGGUGCACAGCUUGACGUGCCGUGCUGUUCCCAUCUAGGGAACCCCACUAGAGUACUUGUCAGCUGCAGCCGGCUUGGCUGGCUAGCUGGCCUUCCGGUGCGCUAGAGGGGUAACUGAUGCCUGCGGUGCAAGCUGCAGCCCCUGCCCGCUUUGGGUCGUGACAUGCCGUACUCCUCUACUUCACUUCCCGGUGCACGAUGCCUAUCUGCACACCCCGUGGCAUAAGCCCCUUUGCCGCCCGGGUGUGCGGCCCCUUGCUGCCGCCCGUUGUGGCCUCCGGAGGAGGACGAGGAGGAGGGGCGCUGUGUUUGCAAACAUGUGUUGCCCCUUGUGUUGAUGCUGUGUCGGGCUGUCGAAUGCCGUUGGUCGGUGGUGGUGUGUGAUGCUGGGGUGGUGCGGAUGGUGGUGGUUGGGAGGCUGUGUGUGCCGUGCGACGCGCAAUGUUUUAUGGUUGAGUGUGCUAGGGCGGAGGGCUGAGGUCGUGUCGCCUAUGACAUUUGGGUGAGAGGGUGAGGGGCUUGGGGGGUUAGCGGAUUGUGAGCUGAAGCCGAAGUUCAUCAAUCUUGGUUGCACCCCUUCCAUACAGAGAGUGUAGAGCAGCACUGUGGAGGGAGUUGCGGGACACGUACGUUCCCAUGUAGGAGUGAUGAGAGGGUGUGAUGUCGCUUAUGGUUGUAUGCCGCCUGCGUGCAACACACGGAGCCCGCUUGCGCUCGCAGGAUUGGGUUUUCCUUUCUGCGGCUUGGAACCGCUACAAAACUUCGCAACAAUGAAAGCCGCGUGCCCCUUCACUGUAUCUGCCCCUCUGCACUGUAUUUCUGUUGCUUUGGGUGCUGAAGACGGACUGAGGGGUCGGCGGGAGCGGGCGCUUAUGGAGUGAUGGCAUAUGUCAGGUUUGUUGCGCUAUGACUGUGUGUUUAUCGCACACGUUGGGUGGUAUAGCGCGUUGUGUGACACUCCCCAACCCUUUACCCGCUCGCGCUUUGUGCGUCGGUCUGCCUUUGCCUUGAGAGAACCUUAUUACAGUACACCAGAUGGUUGGCUUGUUUGUCGUCAGUUUGUUUUGCAGUUGUGGUUCCACUGUUCGUUCGUAGGGUGAUUUUGUGUGCGUCGUUUGCGUUGCACUUUAAAAGAAGAGCAUGGCCUAUAGGAUAGACAACAUGUUGUGCGGGGGAGCUUCGUUCGGCAAGUUGAGCUUAGCUUAGCUCUGCUCUCUCCUAAGGAAACAGUGUGAUGAGCUGCUCGUAAACCAUGCUGAAGUCUUCCCUAAUUAGGGUGAUGUAGUGGUGGUGUAAAUUGAGUGUGUGGCUUUAUGUCAUGCUCCUUGGCAUGCUGCCGCUGUCUUUGUGCCAUUCGCGGCGGCAGCUGGGGUUUGUCGUUUACACCACAUCCUGCAAAAUGCUGUUAGCGGUGCACAGAGGUAGCCGCCCCCAUCAAUUGGGCUCAUGAGGGUCGUGGAGUGGUGGUUUAUUCGGUUGUGGCGGACCUGUGGUGCUGUACAAUGGCUAGCGCAGUACAGCCUGGUACGACAAGAAGCAUCCUAGAUAAGAUCGAUCGGUACGGCACGAGAACAGGGUAGAUGUUAUGCUCGAGCAAGCAAGUAGAUGGUUCUUCGCUGCUGCCGUUGCAGCCCUUGUUGCAUGACUUGCUCUGCUUUGCAUAAACGCACGUAGUUCUGGAAUGGGUUUGUCGUGAAGCGUGUAUUUAUAUUUGAGAGGCCGGUUUCAAGUUGUGUAGCUUUUCCCCAUGUCCCAAGGAACGCCGAGCUGCUGAAUCCCAAUCGGACCGUGUCCCGUAUGCGUGUUUCUUCUUUAUCCGGCGAGUAAUGCAAAAAAUGAAUUGCAAGGGGCGCGGGUAAGGGCGGACUAUGCCCUCCUGGUUAUGCUUGGUGAGAGUUGGGGGCAAAACUUGGUUGAAGUGGUUAAGGCUUGCAUUUGUCGUUUGCUUGCUGGCCAGCUAGCUAGCGUGCCGCAAGCGGCAUCUGCCUCGUCGCAUUCGCUGUCUUGUCGUGGUCGCAUUUCAUCCUCUACAAGUGCGGCCCGGAACGGGUCAUGUUGAGCGA